Molecule: messenger RNA, 2596 nt
Organism: Tachysurus fulvidraco (yellow catfish)
Lineage: Eukaryota; Metazoa; Chordata; Actinopteri; Siluriformes; Bagridae
Product: bromodomain-containing protein 4
Exons: 9
Coding region: 122-2596 (824 amino acids)
Biological process (GO): negative regulation of DNA-templated transcription; positive regulation of DNA-templated transcription
Cellular component (GO): nucleoplasm
Source: RefSeq, a predicted model, not a curated record
UGAUGUGUAGUUGUGUAGUGUGACUGAUGUGUAGUUGUGUAGUGUGACUGAUGCGUUAUUGUGUAGUUGUGUAGUUGUGUAGUGUGACUGAUGUGUUAGUGUUGAUAUAAGAGCAGUAACAAUGCACCGCAGGCUGAACCCGGACUACCAGCGGGAUUCUGUUCCUCCUCCCCGGUUUGGACCUCCAGCUGCUCCCAGUGACGCUGCUCACUUUACAGGACCGUUUAACACACACACUUACAACACACACUUCCCCAACCCUGUGUCUUACACCACAUCUGUUCCUCCUCCGGGUUACCAGAGCUUCAACACCGACCUGACUUACCAGCCAGCAGCUCCUCCAGCACAGUUUUCUGCAGUAUGGUCACUUCAACAGGACGAGCUGCAAAAUCUGGAGGUGAAAAAGAAAGCUGAGGAAUUCCUGCGCAUGCUGGAAGCUAAAGAUUGGGUCAAACCUUCCGGCGAAUCGGGAGACAAAGUCACGAGGCGGCAGAAUGCAGACGCCGAAGCCGAGAGACAUGGGUCGGAGAAGCACUCGAGAGGGCGGAGCCGGAGUAAGAGCAGGAGCCGGAGUCAAGGGAGGAGCCUGGGGCGGAGUCGAGGAAAGAGCAGAGCUCGCAGUCGGGGAAGGAGCCGAGCUCGGAGCAGGAGCAGGAGCAGGAGUCGGGGUAAAAGCCGCACCAGAGCAAAGAGCCGGCCUCGCAGUCGUAGCCGCAGCCGGGGGCGGAGCUUAGCCAGGAGUAAAAGCCAGCCUCGGUUCCAUAAAGAAUCUCAGCGCAGCAUUAAAGACACAGCAACUCCAUCUGUUAGUAGAGUACCUGACCUCUUCCAGAACCUGAAACAGGUCCUACAGAGCAAAGAGCUGGAGAAUCACCUCACUGUGGUGAAGAACACCUUCAACCAGACCCAUGAAGACAUGAGGCUGAAGCAGGAAGCUGCACCUUCACAGAAAUUUCCAGACUUUCUGAAGAAGUCCUGCGACCCCGAGCGAGCCGGUUACUCCAACCCAAACUCCGUACUUCCUCACGAGAGAGUGUCCGGAAAUGACAGCACCUUAAAUUGGAUCUUACCCUGGAACGAUCCGGGACAAAAGAUGGGAACUUUCCCGAAUAAAUGCAUCUUCUCCAGCAUCGAGGACGAGGAGGAGUUCCUCUACGGAGAAGAUGACGGGAGGAAGAAGCCCCAAGCCGUCACCGUCCCGCUCGCUCAAACCAGACAUGCUGAAAAUCCGAUCUCGUCUCCAUGUAUCUCCAAACCUCCCGUCCUCCAGGAGCCCAGGGGACAGAGCGUGAUCCCCAGACAACGCUUGACCCCAGACGUCUCAGCAGAGGAGUGCGAGAAGGUGAAGAACCUGCUGAAGACCAUCGGGUUGAACCUGAACCAGUCCGACAUCAGCAAGAUGGUCACCAGACUGAAGCAGAAGCAAGAGGAGCAGAGAGGCGUGAGCUCGAAACAGACUCUCAGAGCGACACUGGAGACACUGCUGAACCGCAAUAAAGUGCAGAAGUCUGAGGACAGUCGGAGUAAUCGAUCUGAAAGCAGCCAUUCAUGUCGAGAGUCUGACCACAGAGAGCAGAGUGAGGAGAUGGAGAGAGAGAAGGAGAAGGAGCGGAGAGAGAAACAGAUCCAGAAGAAGAGGAAGGAGUACCUGGUGAAGGAGCUGGAGGAUCUGCUGAAGCAUGAAGGUUCAGGUGAUCUGAUCCCCGUCAUCGGUUUCUUCUGUCAGCGCUGCGAGGAGUUCCUCGGGGACCUGAGCAGUGCUGAGGGACACAAACACACCAACACACACCAGGAUCAGCAGCUCGAAGACAAGAAGAGGCACCGAGACCAGGAGAUUAACACGGAGAGGAAAAGACCGAGAGAAGACGCUCACAGCCCUCACGGGACCAAGGACGAGUCCAGAGUCCAGGAGACGAAAGACAGGAACGAUGACGACGGCCAGUCGAGUAAGAGCGGCAAAAAGAAGAAAAGAAAGAGAAAAGUUUAUCACAGAAUCGGGAUCAUAUCAGCACCACCCGCAUCCCACCAUCCACAUCCCACCACCCGCCACCCACAUCCCCCCAACCACCACCCGCCUCCCACCAACCACCCCCCUCAACCCACCAACCACCUCCCACAUACCACCACCCGCAUCCCGCAUCCCACCAUCCACCACCCGCAUCCCACAAUCCACCUCCCACCAUCCACAUCCCGCAUCCCACCUCCCACCAUCCACCUCCCACAUCCCACCAUCCACCACCUGCAUCCCACCACCCACAUCCCACCACCCGCAUCCCACUAUCCACCUCCCACAUCCCACCACCCGCAUCCCACCAUCCACCUCCCACAUCCCACCACCCGCAUCCCACCACCCGCAUCCCACAUCCCACCAUCCACCACCCGCAUCCCACCAACCACCACCCACCACCCGCAUCCCACCUUCCACCUUCCACCUCCCGCAUCCCACCAUCCACCUCCCACCACCCGCAUCCCACCAUCCACCUCCCACCAUCCACAUCCCGCAUCCCACCUCCCACCAUCCACCUCCCACAUCCCACCAUCCACCACCUGCAUCCCACCACCCACAUCCCACCACCCGCUAAACCGAUUCAUCUAA